Messenger RNA from Budorcas taxicolor (takin), 2608 nucleotides. Its product is annotated as cytochrome c oxidase assembly protein COX18, mitochondrial. Bases 1 to 1026 code for a protein of 341 amino acids. Gene Ontology annotation, molecular function: membrane insertase activity. Lineage: Eukaryota; Metazoa; Chordata; Mammalia; Artiodactyla; Bovidae. Gene Ontology annotation, biological process: mitochondrial respiratory chain complex IV assembly; protein insertion into mitochondrial inner membrane from matrix. The record is from RefSeq and is a predicted model, not a curated record. The transcript is spliced from 6 exons. Gene Ontology annotation, cellular component: mitochondrial inner membrane.
AUGCUGUGCCGGCUCAGCGUUAGGUGGCUGCGGCCCUGGCCUGCCCUGCAGGUCCGUGUCCUGGACCCAUCGCUCGCACGGGCCCCAGCCGGCGGCGCCAAGAGCUCCGCUCUGCCAGUGUGGGCGGUGGCAUCGGUCUCCGCAGUUGGCCCGAGCGGCGCCGGAGGCUGGUACGAGGCCUUGGCUACCUCGGCGCCGGUGCAGAGCGCAGAGGACGUGCUGCUCUUCGCCCACACCGCCUCGGGCCUGCCCUGGUGGGGCAGCAUUCUCCUCACCACCGUGGCCCUGCGCGGGGCCGUCACGCUACCCCUGGCUGCCUACCAGCACUACAUCCUGGCCAAGGUGGAAAAUUUGCAGCCAGAAAUAAAAAACAUUGCACGACAUCUUAACCAAGAAGUUGCAGUUCGUGCACAUCAGUUGGGAUGGUCCAAGAGAGUUGCCAGGCUCACUUACCUAAAGACUAUGCGGAGGCUUGUUUCAGAGCUCUAUGUUCGGGAUAACUGCCACCCCUUCAAAGCAACUGUGCUGGUCUGGAUUCAGCUUCCAAUGUGGAUCUUCAUGUCUAUCGCUCUGCGAAAUUUUAGCACAGGGGCAGCACAUUCAGAAGCAGGUUUUUCUGUUCAGGAGCAGUUAACUACUGGUGGGGUCCUGUGGUUUCAUGACCUCACUGCUCUGGAUUCCACUUGGAUUCUGCCUAUCUCCGUUGGUGUCAUCAAUUUAUUAAUAGUGGAGAUUUUUGCUCUGCAAAAACUUGGAAAGUCUCGUUUUCAGACGUAUAUUACGCACUUUGUUCGUGCAGUGUCAGUGUUGAUGAUUCCAAUAGCGGCAACAGUACCUUCAUCAAUUGCCCUCUAUUGGUUAUGUUCCAGCUUCAUGGGCCUUUCACAGAACUUGCUGCUCCGUUCUCCUAGAUUUCGCCAACUUUGCAGGAUCCCGUUAACCAAGUUAGAUUCAGACACUCCUUAUAGGGACCUCUUGGCUGCCUUUCACUCCAAGAUCAUUUCAAGAAAAUCACGUACUUUCUAGUAAUUUCUGAAACAAUUACAGGUUUCACUGUUAAUGUAUUUAGAAGAUUUAGAACUUCAGAUAUGAUUUAAUUUGCUUUUGUUUAAAAUCAUGAACUCUGUGAAGUACUGUGGAUUAAGAUAUAAUCCAUAUAUAUAUAACAAUACUUAAAAUCUUUCAGUGCUAAACAUGUAGUAUAUUUAAUUGUAUGCUAAGACUGUAAAAGUGGAAUCAAAGUGUCAGGCCCUGUUUAUAAAAUUACAACUUGCUAGAGGUUCCAGAACUUUGGAGAACAGGACUAGAAAAGUUUAUAAAAUAAGAGAAUCCAGUGGCGUGAAAUCUAAAAUUUGUAGGAUGUGGAGGAUCAUAGACCUGUUUGAUCUUUUAAUAAAGCCAUGGUUUUCUCUUCAGAAAAGUCCUUGAAAUACAAAUGGAGGCCUUUUUUGAGCCCCUGUCCCAACUCCUGAAGGCCUUCUGAUAAUUCCUGGUUAAUAAAUUAUUCUAAUGGAACAAGUUAAUGUAUGAUUUUAAAAUGAAAGGGACUUGAGAUACAUACUCAUGUGAAGUAGUCCACCCAUGUAAGAAAGUACCUAACAUGGUAGGUGGUGUUGCUUUUCAACUGUGCUCUGAAAGAAUAUAAAAAGUGUAUAUUCCUUUCUCUAUAAUUUAAGAAGUCUGCAAUAAAGGGUAUAGCGCUGAGUACUGCUGGAACCCAAAGUAGAAAAUCUUAAGCUAAUCAUAUAGAAUAUGAAGGAACUCAGUAUCUCUGAUAGCCAUCUUCCUUGGUGGCUGCCUGCAAUGCGGGAGACCUGGGUUUGAUCCCUGGGUCGGGAAGAUCCCCUGGAGAAGGAAAUGGCAACCCACUCCAGUAUUCUUGCCCGGAGAAUCCCAUGGACGGAGGAGCCUGGUGGGCUACAGUCCACGGGGUUGCAAAGAGUCGGACAUGACUGAGCAACUUCACUUUGACUUUUCAGUAUCUCUGAUAACCUGUUAAGUAAGUAAAAAUUUUGUAUUAGGGUGAAGAUAAUGCUAGUCAAGAGAUUUCUUUAGACCUGACCUGUUUGUCUUGUUGUGAUAAUACAUAACAUUAAGUUGGUCUGGGAAUAUCAUAUAUGACCUAAUUCAUAAUUUCAUAGCUUAAAAAAGAGCCAAAUUUUAAAAGCUUGAAUGAUCAGGAUAGUAUUUAUCAAAUUUUAAUAAUUACUGAAUACCUGAAAAUACAUUAGUUUCAGUGUUACUAGAAAUUAAACAGUACAUGAAGAAUCAGCUUAUUCAGCCAGAAAGCAUGCAUCUGAACAGCAUGUCUUCACUCAUUACAGAUGUAAUCGUUGAUCACAUGAUUGUGAAAUAGGAUUGUUUUGUAGAAUUCUGGAGAUGGAGUUGAGUCUUUUCUGUAAUCUCAAAGUACAGUAGACACUUCUCUGUUGUGGGCCCAAAGCCACAACCACUGAGAGCUUUAAACUGUCAGCAGCUGGAAUCCCAACAAACAGCUGGAUCAAACUUCAUUAGCUAAGAACUUACAUAGCCAUGGGGAAGAAAUGAUUCCAUGAUUCCUGUACAUAACUGGCCUGCCAUCAUUUGUGGAAUACAGUCAAAAAGUAAA